AUGUCAGUCAUGCGCAUAGCCGUAGCCGGCACUUGCGGGUUGGCCUUGAUCAUAGCUCGCCAGAUCCAUGAUUCGACAAGUCACCAACUCAUCAUCCUAUCAAGAAGUCCGCAGCCAGGUCUCCAGUCUCAAGGAUACCAAUGUCAAGUCGUCGAUUACAACGAUCCGUCUUCGAUCCAGCAUUCUUUGAUGGGUGUUGACACAACGAUAUCCACCGUCACAGGCAAUGCUCAGUUGCGACUGAUCGAAGCCGCCGUGGCAUGUCGCGUACGCCGCUUCGUUCCAGCGGAGUUCGAGGGUCAGCCUAGCCUUAGGACCCAAAAUGGUCUCCUAGAUCGUGGGCGAGCCGCUGCCCUGGCUCUGUUACAGCACUACCGUGGCUACAUCCAAUCAGGCGUAUUUGUUUGUGGUAUCUUUUAUGAACGAUUCUCGGUCAACGGAAUGGUGUCCCUUCGCAUCGGUGUGAACACUGGUUAUGGAAACGAAGGAGACUACAUUGCUGAUCCGAGAAACAUGACAGCUGUGGCGCCAGUAUAUGACUCCAGCCAGAAUCUGUCGGUUGUGUGCCUGACAUCCGUGUACGACGUCGCGCGAUUCGUUGUCAGGUCCUUGGACAUGCAGUCUUGGCCUCAAGAGAUGACCAUGUGCGGAGAGAGGAUAACGGUGCAGACUCUGAUCGAGACUAUACAGUCAUGUAGAGGGCGUCAGUUCUAUCCCAUCGAGUGGCAGAACCCUGCGAACCUGCAAUACCAGAUGACUAUGGCACAAAUGGCUGGCGAUACUGCCAAACAGCGGAAACUCGCCACGCUUAUCGAGACCUCCGAGAAUCGGUACCAAUUCACGUCCCCUGCGUAUCUAAACUCACUGUUUCCGGACAUUGUACCAAUGAGCUUUCGUAACUGGUUCACAAACAACUGGGCCUCUGUGCCUUAA
Messenger RNA from Didymosphaeria variabile, 933 nucleotides. RefSeq lists its product as uncharacterized. The coding region runs from base 1 to 933 and encodes 310 amino acids. The record is from RefSeq and is a predicted model, not a curated record. The transcript has 4 exons. Lineage: Eukaryota; Fungi; Ascomycota; Dothideomycetes; Pleosporales; Didymosphaeriaceae.